Molecule: messenger RNA, 927 nt
Organism: Actinia tenebrosa (Australian red waratah sea anemone)
Lineage: Eukaryota; Metazoa; Cnidaria; Anthozoa; Actiniaria; Actiniidae
Product: trace amine-associated receptor 9-like
Biological process (GO): G protein-coupled receptor signaling pathway
Cellular component (GO): membrane
Molecular function (GO): G protein-coupled receptor activity
Source: RefSeq, a predicted model, not a curated record
AUGGAUAAUUUCAAUAAUACUAGUUUAACCAUCAGUCGCUCGACGACCAUACUUCAUUCUCAAGAAACUCAGUUUGUGGAGAGCAUCACCAAUGUCGUCGAGUACAGUUCCAAUUUAGUAGCUUUUUUGCUGACAAUCAACAUCGCAAUGGAAAUUCUAACUAUCCUGGGAAACCUGACGGUCAUUGUGACGGUAGUUGCUUACAGACAGCUCUGGGUACCUACGAAUAUUCUCGUGGCAAGUUUGGCAGUUGCGGACUUCAUCAUCGGCCUCAUCUUACAGACAAGUAAUGCUUUGAAUCUUCUGAACGCUCUCUCACGAGGAAAAAGACAUUGUGGUCUGCAAUGUACAAACUUGGUAAAAAUCACGGGCGUCGUAAUCAUCACAGUUAGUUUCGCCCAUCUAUCGCUCAUAACCGUUGAUAGAUAUGCUUCCAUCAUYUAUCCGCUCCGAUAUGUAACCAUCGUAUCGAUGUCGCGCACCAAAAAGGCUGUGUUAUUUGCCUGGGCGAUAAGUUUCCUCUUUGGAUUGUUGACGUCGAUUCCUUCGUCGUUUGGAAAGGGAAUAAGUGCGCUGUGGCACCUUCUUGUUGCUUUAACCUGUGUAUUCAUGAUUACGCUUUAUGGAAGACUCUACCUCAUCUCAAGAAAACACGCCAAAAAAAUCCGAGACGAAAUCCAAUCUGUCACUCCUGGUGCUGAAACCAAGCAAGAAAGGCGAGGCCUGAAGAGUGUUGCUAUUGUAACCGUAGCCAUGGCCACCAGUUAUGUACCUAUCGUUGCUCUAGAAAUAGAUAAGAAGUUAGCAUCAGGAGAAAGAGGAGAAACUGCCAAGCUCGUCCAUGAUAUUGUGAGUGAAAAACUCAGGAAGUACAGCUGUAAACUAAUCAAAUCUUUUUCUAGAAGAAUACAGGAAUGGUUUAAUUAG